AUGGUGAUCAAUCCUACCUAUCUUGCGCAGCGGACGCGCCAGUCUGUCAAUUGGACCGACUGCAAACGAAGGGUUCUGUGGAGCUAUCGGGAAUGGAUUCGUUCCGCUCCGGAGAUCCAGACGAUGUACUCACUCAACAUACCUGUAGCACAAUUGCGGACGAAAAUGAGGCAGGAGUUUGAAAGACAUAGAUAUGUGAAUCAAAUGGGAGUGGUGGAUAUGCUGUUAUUCCAGAGCCAUGCAGAAUUUCAGGAAACGCUAAACUACUGGAAGCAACUCCCUCACAUCCUUAAGUACUUCCGCGCAGAAGAGGAUCCAAACGCAAGACUUCCACAGAAUUUCAUGUCUGGUUUCUUAGAGGCAAGUUCUUUAUUCUUCCCUCAGGUGCACCUUAUCUAA
Molecule: messenger RNA, 399 nt
Organism: Lachnellula hyalina
Lineage: Eukaryota; Fungi; Ascomycota; Leotiomycetes; Helotiales; Lachnaceae
Gene: nuo14.8
Product: NADH-ubiquinone oxidoreductase 14.8 kDa subunit
Exons: 4
Coding region: 1-399 (132 amino acids)
Biological process (GO): response to oxidative stress
Source: RefSeq, a predicted model, not a curated record